Messenger RNA from Klebsormidium nitens, 1844 nucleotides. The record is from the annotation of a GenBank genome assembly. Lineage: Eukaryota; Viridiplantae; Streptophyta; Klebsormidiophyceae; Klebsormidiales; Klebsormidiaceae.
GCUCACAAUCUUCGCCCAGCUAGAGGUUCGAGAGCAGCUGGUCGCCUCUGCAUGGAGCCGACUGCUCUUUAUGCAUGUGGUUGGAUGUCCUUCUGCCUCUCUGCACAGUGCAUCAAUCAAAGCUGUAUUUCUGGGGCAUUCAGCAACAACACCAUCGCAGCAAUGCCGAUAGAACAAAAUCACCUCUGAAAACCACGCUGCGUAGCUGCAGUUGCAUAUUUCCUGGAAGCUGGCAAUUGAAGCUCAUACUCCACUGCUGAUCGCCACCAUCAACAGGGCAGUCACCCAUUUCGGCUGAUGUGAGCAGCACAUGCUUCUCCUUACAGCAUUCCAGCCCGCCUCCCCAUGUGAGACCAAGAUAGGCUGACAAACUGCGCUCCUGGCAGGGUUGCUGUGUUGAAUCCAGCUUCUUAGGGCCAUACUUUAGUGCUUUCGCAGACUGCUUCCAGCACGUAAGCAGAAUCCAAUCAAAAAACUUCUUCACAUUCUUAGUCAGACUGUCCUAGAAAGUAAAAGUUGCGCCUCUGAUGGAAUUGAGCAGGACUCUGACUCAAAAUCCUCCUGGAAUUGAGAGCCUCAGCAAUGGAAAGGGAGCGGGCGUGGCUGGCCCGCUGCGCCCCCAUCUUCAUGCAGCCAGAGGUGGACGUCCGAAAGGGGAACGGGCUGGUCAAGCUCUUCUUCGAAUUCCAACAUGACGGCCAGGGGCGCCUGUGCUGUGACCUUGUUGUUGUCCUUGAGAGCGAGGAGAGCUACCCAAGAUUCAAUCUUGAAGCUCGCAACCCAAUAGCAACGACCUUCUACCGGUCCUUCAACAAGCUCAAGUUUGGCCGCACCGCAGACCUCAACUACCUCACAUUCAGGGGGGUAGAUCUCCAGCCAGAGAGCCCCCUCCCGUGGGCCUCGAUCUACAGCUUCGACCACAGUGGAGACCAGAGCCUGAUGCACGGCAACAAGGGAAGCUGCGGACCAUGGUUCUCGCUUUUCUACCACUACAAGAAGGACGUGUCAUAUGGGGAGUGGCAAAGGAAAGGCGACCGGCCACUGGUUUACCUAAACACGCAGAACCACAUGAUGGGCGAGGUUAAUCGUAACCCGGAUCUUCCACUGAAAGCGUGGGAGACGUACUUGCUCGGGGUGGGCUCCCAAGCGACCGCAGAGGCGUACGCCAGGCACCACGUGACCACCAAACCCCUCCUUUGGGCGCCGUUAACCCGGUGCUUAACCCCAAAAAACUUGGUGCUCGACGAGCGAGGAGAGCCGUGUAAGCGUCCCUGCUGCGCGGGGCAGCCUCCGGACGGUUUCCGGACGGUUUGGCAGACCGAGUUGGUUAUGGACGUGCCUUUCGGGGCGAAAUCGCCCGGCGGGGUUGCACGUGAUGGGAUUCUCGACAACGAACGGGGUAACGGGAUGAGGGGAGAAGGUCUGGGGUGGUUGAGAGAGAGGCGCUAACGGAGAAGGUAACUAGAGUUGAAGGAAGCUCUGUCGGGGUUGGGAAUCACCAACUCGAAGCAAGGAGGAAGGGAAAGAGAUUAGUUUGGCACGGGGGCUGGUGUUGAGCGAGUUGAGACAGUAGGAUAUAUAGCGGACGGAAAUGGGCGCACGAAUGCAAAACCAUCCAAGAUUGUCUCUGAAAUGGUUGUUUGGUAGUCGAGAACCGGACUGAGCGCCACGUCCUUGAUCGAGCGCAGCACGAAAGAGAGCCGCUUGCCGGCUUAGCGUGGACACUUACAUGAGCACGGAUCAAUAGCAGAAAGACUCGGCAUAAGUUAUUGGACUAGGUUAACGCUCUUAAGUCAAUUGGCUCGAAACAACAUGUUAUUUUUAUUUGACGUUUCAAAUCGAGC